Daktulosphaira vitifoliae (grape phylloxera) is the source of this 1125-nucleotide messenger RNA. RefSeq lists its product as uncharacterized. The record is from RefSeq and is a predicted model, not a curated record. The transcript has 8 exons. Lineage: Eukaryota; Metazoa; Arthropoda; Insecta; Hemiptera; Phylloxeridae. The coding region runs from base 704 to 1090 and encodes 128 amino acids.
UGAUACAAUAAUUUAGUAAUUUAAAUUUUCCUACCCUACCGAAGGGUCUAGCCAAUCAUAGUUCAUUAUACUAAAUUCCACAGAUAUCUGAACUGGGUACUGCUUUAAUUCACUUAGUGAGUCACUAUACACCGAUAACCUUGUUUGCGUAAAUGUGCGUGUGUUUGUUCAUUUAAGAGGACGCCUGUUUAUGGAAAAAUGGCUACCAGCAAGUGCAUUACAGACAUGUAACAACCGGCUAACUAAUCACGGUUGUAAUUGGUUGCAGAUGAUUGUCCUAAUUAAGCACAUCGAUGAAGUGUAAAGAAUGAAACUGACAUUUUCAUGGUUCUGUUUGAUCUCAAUUUUAACCAAAAUAUUGUAUUUUCAAUACUAAGAAAACUAUAUCAUUGUGUUCAAUUGUUAUUCCAUUAUAAAUAUUAAGGAAAGUAUUCUCAAUUAUUUUCUUAGAAAAUAGUAUAAUUCAAAGAUCAGUUCUUCAAUAUUAUCAAAAAAAAAUAUAUGGUUGUGGUUAUUUUACUUCAUUUGCAUUGUUUGCUCUUCAAUUAGUGAAAGAUAGAACAGAUCUAACUGAAAACUUAUAUAAAAACUCAUAAUUAUGAUGAUGAAAAUUACUUUGGUCCAAGAAUAAGUGAUAUAACUUAUUAAAAUUACAAGUGGUCAAAAUAGAAAACCAUAAGUUAGUUUUAAAUGAAGAUAGACCAUGGUUUCACAAGCAUCUGAUAUUAAUAUCAAUUCUUCUGAUCCUGAUGAUAUUAAAUGUUGUAUCUGUUUAGAAGUAAUUAUUGAUGAUAAAAAUGAUUUUUGGUGCUGUAAACGAUGCAAUAAUUGUCUUCAUUAUGGUUGCAUAUUGAAAUGGCAUUUACAAUCAGGCAAUAUUUUGACUUGUCCCUAUUGUCGUGAUUUAAUUAAUCGUCAUUUCAAUCAUACUUGUCAUGAAGAUGAAAUCUGUGAAUUGAUUGAAACUGAACAAAGCACUAAUACAAUAAAUGAAAUUCAAGAAGACUCAAGAAACAAUGAGACUGAUAGUGAUUAUUUUUAUUGUACGGAUGAUGAUGUUGAUUAUAGUGAAUAUUAUAGAAAAACAUAAUUUUUCUCAUAUUAAACUAUUGGAUAGUUAGUUUA